This is a messenger RNA of Chiroxiphia lanceolata (lance-tailed manakin), 3320 nucleotides long. Its product is annotated as complement receptor type 1-like. The coding region runs from base 1 to 2940 and encodes 979 amino acids. The transcript is spliced from 21 exons. NCBI's taxonomy places the organism in Eukaryota, Metazoa, Chordata, Aves, Passeriformes, Pipridae. The record is from RefSeq and is a predicted model, not a curated record. Gene Ontology annotation, biological process: negative regulation of complement activation, classical pathway.
AUGUCACGUUCUCCAGGUAUCCCUUGUGAGCCACCUCUGGACAUUCCCAACGGGGAGCACACGGGCAGUCUGCUGAAUGAAUUCCACUAUGGAAUAUCUGUAACAUACACCUGCAACCCUGGGUUCCCACUCCAUGGAGAGCCCUCCAUCCACUGCACCACCCAGGAUGGGAAAAACGGCGUGUGGAGCGAGCCCAUCCCGACGUGUGGAGAGGCAAACUGUCCUGUCCCACGGGUCCAGAACGGGAGGAUCGUGUCUCCUAGAUCUGCCUACUCACACCAGGACACCGUGACCUUUGAGUCUGGCUGCAGUGCACCUGCCAGGCUGGAGUUUGCUGAGCUGAAGGAGCCCCACAACAACCAGACCAUCUUCCCUGUGGGGAGGACAGUGGAAUACGUGUGCCGGCCUGGGUAUUCCCAGCACCCGGGGAUGCCACCUUCCAUCACAUGCCUCAGGAACCAGACGUGGUCUGCGGUGCUGGAGUUCUGUAAAAGGAUCGUGUGUGCUCCACCUCCGGCCAUCCCCCACGGGACACACAGCGGGCGCUCGAGGGACACCUUCUCCUACGGGGACGUGGUCACCUACUCCUGUGACUCCGGGCACUCUCUGGCAGGAGAUCACUCCAUCCUCUGCACCUCCUCAGACGGGGAGCACGGAGUGUGGAGCGGGACAGCGCCGCGGUGCCAAGGUAGGGCUGGGAGGGCUCUGUGGUGUCCCCACCGGCGAGAGGUGAAGUGUCCUCCCCCUCCGAGCAUUCCCAACGGGAAUCACAGCGGCCAGCCCUCGGACAGGCACCUCCCGGGCUCGGCUGUGCAGUACAGCUGCUCGGAGGGCUACACCCUCAUCGGGAACGCCUCCAUCCACUGCACCGCCGCCGGAACGUGGAGCCGGCCCCGGCCCCGGUGUGAAGCAAUUGGCUGUGACAGACCAGAGAUCAAGAAUGGAAGAACGACUGGGCUGGAGACCACGUACAGACUCGGGGACGUUGCUGUCUUCGAAUGUGAUUUUGGUUAUGCCCUGAAGGGCUCUCAACAGUCUCGCUGCCAGUUUGGGGGCAAGUGGGACCCUCCUUUCCCCACCUGUGAGAAGAUGCUGCCAUGUCCUUCCCCUCCAAAUAUCAAAAACGGCCGGCACGACAGCAAGGAUGUGGAUGUGUUUAUCCCUGGAAUGUCAGUGAAGUACUCCUGUGACCCAGGGUAUGCCCUUACUGGGAAAACAACAGUUUCUUGUUUGACAUCUGGAUCCUGGAGCAUCCCUUACCCCCGGUGCGAAGUGAUCACCUGCACAAGCCCCAGCAUCCGGGAUGGAGAGGUGGCUGAAGGCCGGAGUGCUGUGUACCUUCCUGGGGCCAAUGUCACCUUCCAGUGCCACCCAGGCUACGUCCUGCAGGGCACCCGUGCAGCCAAGUGCCAGCCUGACGGCCGCUGGGUGCCUGCUGUGCCCACCUGUGAGCGAGUGCUGCUGUGCCCUGAGCCUCCCGUCAUCGCCCACGCCACGCACGGCGCGGAGCUCGGGGCCAACUUCACCAGCGGCACGUCGGUGAACUACAGCUGCCAGCCCGGCUUCUCCCUCCUCGGAGACCCCUCCAUCUGGUGCACGGCCUCGGGGAGCUGGAGCCUUCCAUACCCACGCUGUGCAGCUGGUUGUGGCACACCAACAAAGUUGUUGUUUGCUGAGCUGAACGAGGAGUAUAAAAAUCAGACUGAGUUUCCUGUUGGGAAGAUUGUGGAAUACACUUUGCUGCAAUGUCCUUCACCUCCAGCUAUUGACAACGGAAAUCACAACAGCCAGGACUUGGAAGUUUUCCCCCCUGGGAUGGUUGUAAACUACAGCUGUGACCCUGGGUACAGCCUCCUGGGAGAGGCAUCCAUCUACUGCACCGACUCUGGCAACUGGAGCCUCCCUCUCCCUCGGUGUGCAGGUGGCUGUGGUGCACCUCCAAACUUCACCUUUGCUCAGCUAACUAAGGAAUACAGAAACCAGAUGGAAUUUGCUGCCGGGGACACCGUGCGCUACAGCUGCCAGCCAGGAUACAUGAGACGCCCCGGAAUCCGGAAUGGGAGGGUAACCCUUCUUAAAUAUCGCUACACGUACAAAGACGCUGUUACUUUUAAGUGCCGUAAAGGUUUCACCUUGCGAGGCCAUCACACAUCCCGGUGCCGAGCCGAUAAAUCCUGGGAUCCGCCUCUCCCAGCCUGUGAGCAGGUGCUGCACUGCUCCAAGCCUGCAGAUAUCACUCAUGGGUCUCUCAGCAGCCCAGCAAAAGUAUUUUUUACUCCUGGAACAUCUGUGAGCUACAUCUGUGAUCCUGGCUUCUCUCUCCUUGGGACAGCAUCCAUUUAUUGCACACCAUCUGGAGCCUGGAGCCAUCCUCCUCCCAUCUGUCAAGCUGUGAUGUGCCUCCAUCCUCCAAACAUCACCAAUGGGAAGCUCAAAGGCAACAUCUCUCACACUUUUCCCUAUGGAGCAUCUGUAUCCUACAGCUGCAAUCGUGGUUAUUCACUUGUUGGGAAUGCUUUUAUCAACUGCACAGUGUCAGGAACCUGGAGCCAGCCUCUUCCUCAGUGCAAAGAGAUCAGAUGUGAAUUCCCGGAUGUUCAAGGUGUUAAGAAAGCCAUUAAAGGAAACACUUAUCGUUCUGGGACCAACCUCACUCUUGAAUGUGAUGAUGGUUACACAUUGCAAGGCGUCAGUCAGACUCAGUGCCAAGAGGAUUUCACCUGGGACCCUCCUGUGCCAGCCUGUAAACUGACAUCACACAAGUCUGGGUCACUAGGCCUCGGAGUCGCAGCCGCGGGAGUUCUGCUGCUCCUGGGGGCAGGCAUUGUCUGGAAAAUAGUUUCCAAGCAGAAGGAAGGUUAUUAUCGUACAUAUGAAAAUUACAAUUACCAAACCCCUCUGAAUCCGGUAACUCAACAGAAAAGCUCAUGUGUGCCAUAGAAGGCUGGGCAUCUGUGUAGCUGCUAACCAGGGACUUGGCUUGUUCUCCACAGCGAGGGCUGCAUGGAAGUGCUGCUUGAGACUGAAAUUCUGUGGCAAAAAUAAGACACUUUACUGUAAAUCUUUAAUGCUCAUUCUGCUCCCAUUAAUUACUGUAGGGAUCUAAUGAGGCUCAGACUGCACGCAGUGCGGAUGCCGCCCCGGAGGGAAUUCUGCGUGCUGCUUCUGAUCAAGAAUACUUCAUCUGCAAAGGCAAAAAAUCUGGAUAAGCAAGUCCCAUUAAAGCGUUCCUGCGCGGGGGUGGGAGUCACAGCAUGUUAAUUAAUGUCUUAAUAACAGCUGCAUUCACAUCUCUGUAUUUCCUUUCAGCAACGCUUUUG